AUGACGAACAACGAGGCGCCGCCACUAGAGUUGUCGGACAUCAUGCACCCGUUAUCGCCCUCGCCUGCGCCUCUGCCUCCUGAAGCACCGCAAGAGCCGCCUGCUGAGCCGCCGCCUUCAUCUGUGAAUCAUGCGGCGGCACGGACUUCACGUAGUCCGUCCCCUGAACCUCUGGAUCAUAUUGAGUUCCAGGAAUUGAAGCAGAAAAUCCGGAAUAUGGGCUUGCUGGACCGAGGUUCCGCUGACUUGACUCCCAGAGAGAGGGAACUGGCCACAAUAGUAUUGCGGCUCACCUCAAUGACGUAUCCAGACUCCUCCCAGUUAGUCAGGCAGGCUGAGACUAUUGCCCACUUGACCCGGCAACGGGAUUUUCUCUUACGACAAGCUGAAGAGGAACGCAUCAGAUGGGAGGCAGAGAGGGAGGGCUGGGACCGGAUGGCAGAGGCUCUCAUCUCGAAUCGCAGUAGAGGAAACCAUCCCACUUAUCGCGAAGAGGAGCUAGCUCGAGAAGUACACAACCUUGAUUCCGACGCUAAAGCCUUGAGGCAAAAGCUUGAAGGCGCCCAUCUCCGUAUACAGCAACUGCAGAACGAGCUCACAAGUCUGCGUCCCAUUCUACUGAUGGAGCCACUUACCUUGCCAGAUGCUCCUGCCCAACCGAAACCAACCCGUAAGCCCAAACAGAAGAAACAGCCUCCUCCAUCACCUAUUCAGUCCGAUGCGCACCUAUCUCAAGAUGAACGCACUGAGGAUGCGGAAACGCAUGAUAUGAACGAUAACGUGACCGCCACACCCAAUGUCAAGGGUAAAGGUAGAGCGGACCACUACAGACGAGAGACACAGUCGUUACUACCAUCGCUCAUGCCCCAGUCGGCGGCAAAGGCGAAGAAAACCAAAGGGCCAAAGGGUAGAGAUGUGGCAGGUAUAGCAGGCCCGUCCACAUCCGCCGGUAAACCUUUACUCGCAGACGCGCGAGCCGAGCACCUCCUCUUAGCUGCGCGGAAAGUGGGCCGCGAGCGUGCUGGCAUAAUGGCAGGCAUCACGCGCAAGCUCGAGGCCGAGGAGAGGGAAAGGGAGAAACAGCGCAAGAAGGAGGAGGAAGCCAACGCGCGCGUCCAAGCCACACCGAAGACGCCCAGACGGACCACCGCCGCGAACACGACGACCACCGCGCACGUGACGCCCGCCACAAUGCCACACAUGAACUACCACCAGCAGGCGUACGCGUACCUGCCGAUUUCGUUCACGGGCACGCCUGCGGGGCCGGUGCUCGUGCCGAUCGCGCCUGGGCACUUCCCGCACCUGCCGCAGACGCCGACGACGUCCAGGACGUCCGCGCGGACGCCGUCGACGUUGUCGAGGCAGCAGUCGUCGGCCACGCCGCACACGCCGUUGCAGUCGUUGAUAGACGCUGCUGCGCAUGUGCAGGGGAACGAAGACGAGCAAGGGCCUUCGACUCCGAGUGGGAGGAAUAUGCGCACUCCGCGUCCUGGCGCGUAUGGGCAGGUUCGCCCGCUGCCUAUCAUGGAACUUCCAGAGUCUCCAGUACCUAAACGCAGGAGGAUGGCCGCUGCUUCGAGCACGGCGAGCUCUUCGAAGACGCAGUCUACGCCUAGCGCAAGCCAUGAUCGGCCUGAGAAUACAACACCUGCGUCGCUUACGAGGGAGAGCUCUGGUCUGGAUCUGUUGGCGAACCAGGCCGUGAUAAAUUCCAGUCAAGGCCGGAAGGACAAAGGGAAGGGUAAGGAACAGGCCUCUCAAGGCACAAAUGAUCCCAAGAAUGGUCCCAGAAAACGGGGGCGACCAAAGGGGAAGGGCAAAUACAGAAGCGACAUCAUAGUCGUCUCUCGUACACCGACACCAGAUAUUUCCCCGGAGUCGGAAGAGGACGCCCACGACUCUGCGACCGAAGUCGAGCGGCUCACGACGUCCGGCGUACAUGAUGACGAGGUCGGCGACGGCCUGAAUGGCUCCAGCGGCGUGAGUGCCCCCAAUCCAUCAGGUGUCCCAGGGGAGGUUGCGACACCUGCGUUGGCACCGCCCAUCACGCUGGAGCGGUCGCGCAGCGAGGACGGGCUGGAGUCGGCUGCUGAGUCGCCGCGGAAUAGGAUGUUCCUCGUUCCGAGCACCCAGCUUUUUUCGCGCCGAUCAUCGUCAAUACCGCCCCGUUUUAUGCGAAUGCCUCGUGCGGGAGCAUCCACGGAUGUCAAUGGGGAUAAUGAGAAUGAGGAGGAGAGAGAUGAGCUCGCCAAUAUGGACUCUUCACCUGGGGAUCCACCAUUUCUGGGAUACGGUCUUGACCCAAACGGCUGGAGCGCGCCGGAAUCUACUCUCGUCGUGGGCACGACGGUGACUGGCAGACCCAUCGCUGUCACAUGCAAAGUGAAGUUGAUGAGAAAAUUGGGCUUCGAGAAAGAUCAAGCCCUCCAUAGUGGACUCGAUGACCGUCCUCGCAGUAUUCCGGAGGACCAGGUUAACAUUGUAUCCGUUACAAAGAUCGAGAGCGCUGCGUGGUGGAAACCGGAUGAUAAACCAACCCACAAUCAAACCAGAUGUACGCUCAACGGCGAAAUCUUGGUCGCGGACGACCUUACCCCAAGCUGUUUCUUUCCCGGAUUCGUCGUGCUGUACGAGGUAGCCAUGUACCCCUUUCUAGCAUCCGAAUUCUCUUCUGCAGGUGGUCGUGAUACUCCAUUAAUUCGCCAGAAAGUGGACAUAGUCCCUCAGCACGGCCCGGGCCGUAGCGGGCAAAUGCCUCCAUCCUAUGCAUCACUCUCCGGACCCCAGCGAGAUACUCGAAGUAAAAGGUCUCGUGUGCGUCUUCCUGGAGUCCUCAAUGCGGCAAGGCCCCUGCUGCCCGGCACGAGCGUGAUUCCACCCAGGAGACGUUUGACCUACGACAUCGCUGGUGCCGUGUCACCAUGA
Gloeophyllum trabeum ATCC 11539 is the source of this 2925-nucleotide messenger RNA. RefSeq lists its product as uncharacterized. Bases 1 to 2925 code for a protein of 974 amino acids. The record is from RefSeq and is a predicted model, not a curated record. The transcript has 7 exons. Lineage: Eukaryota; Fungi; Basidiomycota; Agaricomycetes; Gloeophyllales; Gloeophyllaceae.